This is a messenger RNA of Osmerus eperlanus (European smelt), 4537 nucleotides long. Its product is annotated as zinc fingers and homeoboxes protein 2-like. The coding region runs from base 208 to 3156 and encodes 982 amino acids. Gene Ontology annotation, molecular function: DNA-binding transcription factor activity, RNA polymerase II-specific; DNA binding. The record is from RefSeq and is a predicted model, not a curated record. Gene Ontology annotation, cellular component: nucleus. NCBI's taxonomy places the organism in Eukaryota, Metazoa, Chordata, Actinopteri, Osmeriformes, Osmeridae. The transcript is spliced from 2 exons. Gene Ontology annotation, biological process: regulation of transcription by RNA polymerase II.
UGGUGGAAUGCAUUGUUAGUAUUUAGUCAUUCACUGGAAACUAAACCACCCAUUGAGGAUCCAUGUAUAUCUGGGCAACCAGUUAUUUUUCUGGGCAAAAAGUUGUUUGUUUGUAUCCUCAGGUCCUUUAGGCUGAAAGCCUUUUUGCCUAAAUCACCACAACCACCACUAGCACCAGCAGCAGCACCAGCAGCACCAGCAGCAGUAAUGUCCAGCAGAAGAAAGUCCUCCAACCCCUGCAUGAUCCGAGUCAGUCCCUCCUUGGGCCAGGAUGACCCAGGGGACAUGGAUCUGACCAAUCAGGAAAUCCCAGAAGAACAGUCAGACGAGUCUUCAGCCAAUCAUACCCAGUCCUCAGAGCCAAUUGAGGCCAAUCACAAGGAGAUCUUGGAACCGGAGCCUAUUGAAGACCUGGGAAGUGAGGUCAGGGAAAAGGAAGUUGAGGAUGUGGAUGGAGUUAAGGCUGCGCCUCUGAGGAAACAGCCAGGAGGCUACGAAUGCAAAUACUGUUCUUUCUUCACCCAGAACCUGGGAGACUUCAAAGAGCACGUGGAUGCAAGUCACCCCAACGUCAUCCUCAACCCUCUGUACCUGUGUGCCGUUUGCAACUUCAGCACCAAGAAGUUUGACUCGCUGACCGAGCACAACGAGAGCCGGCACCCGGGAGAGACAAACUUCAAGUUCAAGCGGGUCAAAGCCAAAAGCCAGACCAUCCUUGAGCAGACAAUCGAAGGCGUGGACAAUUACGUAGAGGGGGAUGCCACAAACAUGCCGGGCACAAACAAAAAAGACGGACAUUCCGGCAGUUUCCACACCAGCCAACCGCCGCCUGCGAAAAUCAAGUAUCCCGUCAUCGACAAUCUUCAGCCGCUGAAUCAACAUAGCAACAAGAUGCUGGAGAACCUCAUCCCAAAAGACCAGAUCAGGGCGGUGAACAUCAACGGCACGGUCAUCAUCCCAGAACCGACUGUCAUACAUGGCCUGUCCCACGUCAUGCCGCUGCUGCAGCGGCCACCCAACUUCAGCUCUGUACCAAAAAUUGCGGUUCCUCUGAACACCACCAAAUACAACCCUUCCCUGGACAACAACCCCACCCUGAUGACCUCCUUCAACAAGUUCCCCUACCCAACACACGCAGAGCUUUCCUGGCUGACUGCGGCGUCCAAGCACCCUGAGGACCAGAUCAAGGUGUGGUUCACCACCCAGAGGCUGAAGCAGGGCAUCACUUGGUCUCCCGAGGAAGUAGAGGAAGCCAGGAAGAAGAUGUUCAACGGCUCGAUCCCUCCGCUCCAUCAGACCUUCACCGUCCUGCCGAACAGCACAGUCUCCCAGCCUGCCAAAGUCACACAGCCCAUUAUUAAGACUACCACCUUUGAACAGUGCAGUCUGGCCUUUACAAAGCUGGUAAAUGGAUUAACUGUCCCUCGUCCCAUCGUCACUAUGUCAUCAGUCACAAAUCACGUACAAUCCCUUAAACGUCCGUUGACCUGCCCAGCGUUUGUCUCAGAGGCAAAACGCCUCGCAGAGGACCCAAGAGAGAAGCUUCUCAUGGCCCCGCCUCCGGCCCCGCCCUCCAAAGACAGGCUGCCAAUGGCUCCGCCUCCCGUGCCCCCCGAAAUCAAGAGAUCCGUUGCACUUCCUCACCUCGCCGCAGAGAUGAAAUGGUCCUCGUCGUUGACGUCGUCAUCUCUGGUGCACUCAAAAAGCCGACAUCCCAUCACAUCUCCCUUCGUCAGUCCCAAGAACAAGCUGCAGCCGGCACCCUCCCCAAUCUUCCCAGACAUGAAGAGGCCUUUUCCUGCUCCAAUCAUUGCCCCUCCGUUCAAGAACUACGCCAUGUCCCCGGCCUCCAUAGCUUCCAAAGAAAAACAUCCCAUCACACACUCUCUCCUAGCCCCCGAUCUGAAGUUACCAAACUCACCGCCUGUACUGACUCCCCAGCUGAGAAGGCCUAGUAUCAUCCAGUCGGUAAGGACUCCGCUCAAACUCCCGUCUCAGUUACCCAGCGUUUCUCCCGAUGUUAGGAAGAUAAAGAAGCCCGAAUCAGCCAACCUGAAGGCUGUCAAAGUCCUCACCCCUCUGGGUGAGGCUAAUGGCGUGACCCGGGGUGAGGGGAGGUGGUCCCGCGACCAGUCCCACAAUGGGAUCAUCCAUUUGGACUCCGAGGUCGGUCCCAAACAACCCGGGCCUCAGAAAGCGAUUCCAACCCAGUUCCCGCUGCUGGAGAGGAUGAAGGGGAAGACUUCGGAGCAGCUCAAGAUACUGGAGGAGAACUUCCAGAGGAACAGCUUCCCGACGCAUGCUGAGGUGGAUGACCUGGCCUCGCAGACUCGACUCUCCAGGGAAGAGAUUGACAGCUGGUUUAUGGAGCGCAGGGCACUCAGAGACAAUCUGGAGCAAGCCUUGCUCAACUCCAUGGGCUGCAAGAGGAUGGUCAGCAUGGAGAAGCAGCAUCACCACCAUCACCAACAGCAGAAUCAGCAGCAGCAUGGGCACCUGAAUGGCGUGCACAAACACGGCAGCCAUCUUAAGGAUUACCCAGUCCCCAUCUUCGCCCCAACAACUACCAGCCCAAUUUCCUUCUCAGUGCCUCUAGACAGCAAGUCUCUGGGGCUCCUCAAGGAUGUGUUCGCCCAGACGCGGUGGCCUUCCCCGGAGCAGUACACCCAGCUGGAGACCCAGACGGGCUUAGGCCGCACGGAGAUCGUCCGCUGGUUCAAGGACAGCCGCUCCGCGCUGAAGACUGGAGCCCUUGAGUGGAUAGACCUCUUCCACAAGAUGAACGGCAGCGACGUCCAGGGACUACCGAGGCCAGCCACGCCAGCGAGCGCCGAGAACGCCUUCAGUAUCACCCGGGAAGGCAAGACCCUGCCGACGGUGGAGGACAUCGGGAGGCUUCCGGAGCACAUGGGUGUGGGGAUCCCAACCCAGGACAUCAAGGAGUGGCUGAGCAGCAAACUGAGGCAGGGCUCGUCCGAGCUGAGGAAUGGAGGUCUGGAGGGGCGGACCGCCGGAGGCUGGGUCAGGGAGAGCUUCGGGGGCUGGCUGGACGUGGAGGGGAGCCAGGGGAAGGAGACACGCGGGAGGAGGCCUCCGGAGCUGGGCUCGGACAAGGAGAAGAUGACAGAGGAGGUCUCUGGGAGGGUGACUGGAUAAAGGUGAGAUCAGGAGCUGCUGUCAGUUGCACAGAGGAACCGUGAGAUAAAGAAGCAAGGACAGACAGAGAUGAACACAUAGAAAGAGUUUUAAUUAUCAAAAUAAUUGUAUUUUCCGAACUAUUUUAUCUCGUCGCUUCGUUUGUGUCCAUCCCAGUUUGUGCGUUCUUAGUAUGGAGGCGAGUCUUUGGUCCGUGAGACAGUUUCAUAACACCAGCGAUGAUGGGUUGCGCGGCAUAGGACAAUGUUCAGAAGGAUGCAGCACUGGACGUGUGCCCAAAGCACUGACCAGGUGGAGAAACUGCUGUGGAGUGCCAAAGCUGGGUUUCUGCUGCAUCAUAGUACACUUUUGAAGAAAAAAAAAGGGUUUCUUGUAAAUAUUUUUUUUCCCUGUAUUGCUACAGAUUUGUACAAUUUGGGGGGAAUUUUGUUACAUUUUAUAACAGGGGUCCCAGCGACUUUGACCCCUUUGUCUUUUGCCUCCAACUGGUCUUACAGUUAUCUGUCCUGCAUUUUUGUAAUAAUUCGUUGUUGAACCACUUCAGCAGUUGGCAAUACUUCAGUCAGUCUCUCAAUGCUGGACUUCCAUUGUGGGUCCUGUCCUGUCAGGUGGCUCCAGUUCUAUCAACCUGGACUGGCCUGAAGUGCUGUAUUGUACUCGUACUCAGUGGACUGGGGUCUAUAAGGCCCAGCUAACAACAACCUGCUCUUUUUUCUCUCACUUUCUCUUACUCUCUUUCUAUGUUUCUCUCGCUCGCUCACUUUCUCUGUCCCUAUCUCUUCUAUCUACUUCGCUUAUCUCGAGCUCUCUCUCGCUAUACUGAACAUACUUGUAUGAGACCAAGUGAUGUUGUUGAUCUGUCUGUUGUUAGAGAAAAGAAUAGAGAAAAAAGGCAAGAACAGAAAUGGUUAAUGUCAUAAAUGCAGAAAGAAAAACGAUCACCCAAAUCCUGAUCAAAAUCAUGCCGUCUACGCCACAUUCUAAUGUCUCUUUCUUUCUCUCUCACACACACUCACUCCACCUCACCCUUUCUGCCUCAACCACUUCCUCCCCCUUUUUCCCCACUCUCUCUCAGUCCCGUAAAAUGAUUUAUUUGUUCUGCCUAAAAUGAACAUGCACAUCUGUAAUAGCCUUUAUACUUGUCCGCUUGAUAGAGGUAAUGUUAUAUUUUCAUUAUCCAUUUUGACAUCAGUAGAAGGAAAUAAAGAACACAAACAAUAACAACACAAACAACAACAUGCUCUUUGUGUACUGCUUUCGCUGUAUUGUCCUGGUCAACCAGAACACAAACUUAUAUCCAGAAUACAAAGGUCCGGCUUACUGCUCUCAGAAACCAGUUGAUGUCUGCUGUAAUCAAAUAAAAACUGUCAUUUAAGAAGAA